Solanum dulcamara is the source of this 966-nucleotide messenger RNA. RefSeq names its product putative calcium-binding protein CML19. Lineage: Eukaryota; Viridiplantae; Streptophyta; Magnoliopsida; Solanales; Solanaceae. Gene Ontology annotation, molecular function: calcium ion binding. The coding region runs from base 226 to 651 and encodes 141 amino acids. The transcript has a single exon. The record is from RefSeq and is a predicted model, not a curated record.
CAAUUUGUCUAUUAAACCUAAUCAACGGUACACACCUGAAAGUCCGUCUUACAAUUUCCACCCGCUGCCUUACGCAUGCCACACGGAUUCUGCCACUCUCAAUAUACAUAUAUAGGGUGUCAACAAUUUAGUUCCUUACCAAUUCUAUUUGUCUUUUGGACAAUCUCAUAACACACCAGGACAAUUAUACAUAUUUUUUCUCUUGAUUGAUCAUAAGACUAAUUCAUGGCAGAAUACAAACAGCACCAACGCCUAUUUGGCCGUUUUGAUAAGAACAGAGACGGGAAAAUAUCAGCCGAGGAGCUUCAACAAUGUGUCCACUUGAUCGGCAAAGACAUGUCGUAUGAGGAAGCAAAGGCUGCAGUUGAGCUCAAUGAUUCGGACAAUGAUGGCUUGUUGGAUUUCGAAGAUUUUGUGAGAUUAAUUGAAGGUGGAAGCGAAGAAGAGAAGACGCACGAGUUGAAGGAGGCGUUCAGGAUGUAUGAAUUGGAAGGAUGUGGAUGCAUAACGCCUGAGAGUUUGAAUAGAAUGCUUGCUAGAUUGGGAGAAUCAAGAACAAUUGAUGAAUGCAGAGGAAUGAUUUGCCGCUAUGAUAUUGAUGGCGAUGGGCUCCUUAAUUUUGAUGAGUUUGAGAUUAUGAUGCGUUGCUAGUAAUACUGAGGGGUUGGUUUCUCAAUUUUUCACGUUAUUAUCUCAUAAAGUCGUCUUUCUUUCUGAUUUCAAUUUCCGAAAAUGACUUUCUGAGAUAAUAAUUAUUAGUCGAGUAACCAUUGAGAAAUCACUCUAUACUAGUUAGAGACCUAGUUGUUUGCCCUUGCUACUUUGUUUCUGCUUUCUUUGAUUCUUCUAUUCUUUCAGUAUUUUGGUUGAUCUGUGGAUGACUCAUUCUUUCUGUAUAUUUGUAACAGAUUACACAUAUAUAUUUGUUAUUUUUCUCCAUUAAAUCCCACAUUUUGUGCUUGAUAA